CGCCCGCUGCUCCCUCUCCACCAACCCACCGGCGCAAUGGACCCCGAACCCCCUUCGUCCCACCCUGAGCCCUCCCCUUCCAUCUUCCGCUGGAUCCUCGGCUUCUUGCUCGUCGGCGCCGCCUGGGGCCUGACGACGCCGUUCAUGCGCCGCGCCGCCGUCAAUUACACCCCGCCGACGCGCCCGUACCUCCAGGACCCGAGCGUGUCGUGGGUCAAGCGCAAGCUCUGGACCGUCAUCUUCGCGGUUGUCGACUUGCUGCGCAGGCCCGCGUACGCGGUGCCGUUGCUGCUGAACGUGACGGGCAGCGUGUGGUUCUUUUUACUGAUUGGCCAGGCUGAGCUGAGUCUUACGGUCCCAAUCACAAAUUCUCUGGCCUUUUUGUUUACGGUGCUGGGCGAGUGGUGGGCCGAGAAGAAGGUCAUUUCAAGAGAUACGUGGAUUGGCAUGGCUUUUGUUCUGGGGGGAAUCGGACUAUGUGUGCAUGCCAAGAGCUAGGUUUCUGUUCGCAUUUAUGUCGUCGUGCUGGAUUGCUUAAUGUUGGAUCAACGUAACAAUGGAUAAUGCUCCUGGGACUGAUUUUUUGUUUUAUUUCCUGAUGCGGUAGUGCGAUGGUCAAGGUCGGGUAUAUGCGAUGCUUUCUUGGUCGUCUACGUAGGUAAGCUUGAUACUUCUUUUCUGGAGCCCCAGGGUAAUUUCCGACCCCUUCUAAAUAUUUCCCCUACCACAUAUAAAAUGCACCUGCAAAAGUAUAUGGAUUUUCUUAUACC
Messenger RNA from Aplosporella prunicola CBS 121167, 770 nucleotides. RefSeq lists its product as uncharacterized. The record is from RefSeq and is a predicted model, not a curated record. NCBI's taxonomy places the organism in Eukaryota, Fungi, Ascomycota, Dothideomycetes, Botryosphaeriales, Aplosporellaceae. The transcript is spliced from 3 exons. Bases 37 to 498 code for a protein of 153 amino acids.